GCGUGGCCCCACCGUUCCCCCCGUUGUUCGCGUCACCGUUCCCGCGCCAUGCCAUGAUGCGGUGUUUGGAGUGCUGGAGAUCGGAUGAUGCACGGGGCUUGGUGGAGAUGGUGGUGGGUCGCCAUCACCAUUCGCGCAGAGGAGCCCAAAGAUCUGUAUCAGAGACUGAAGAAUGACCCUGCGAUAUGGGGUGAUGAAAACCCCGCCGGCUUGGUUGCCUUGCCCUGUCGCAAGCGACGCAGCGUCUGGAACUUCCAGAGAUGCUGCGCGCGUUCCGCCGAGCAACUGGCCGCCAUGAGCGACAGAGAGCUGGAGGAGGAGUUUCAGGAAUGUUUUCAAAGAGGCAGCGCCCCUGAGAUCAGAUACGCCCUGGAAACCUGCUGCGAUGAUCGAGGGGCGGUGCUCAUGUCCAAUAACCUGUGGGAGAGCUACUUUGACUUGGCGGUCUGUUUAUCCAACUGCACGCCCUCGGACCUUUCGGUGGCGCCGGACUGCGGCUGCGAAGCGUCCUUCGUGAAACGCGCCUUACGACACGCGCAGGUGCCGCAGAAGAUGCAGAAAGAUCUCGCGGGAUGGAUCACCAGGAGCAAGCCUUAUUGGGAGCAGCAGCUGAGAACAAAGCUCCUGCAGACGCCCAAAGAUUUCACUGAGGAGAACCUGCGCUUUGCCCUCCGCAUGUUGGAACAUUUGAUCAUCUCCCCGCAGCUUAGCACCGUGCCGGCACCUGGAGAAGCAAUGCCUAAUACGCAUUGGAGCUUCCCUGGGGCAUCCGCGCUGCAUGAAGGUUUGACCUCCAAGUUGCUGAGUUUUCGCCCCAAGAAGCUCCGCUGGCUGCGAACCUCGUCGCCGUCGUCCUCGCGGCGCCUGCCGCCGGUGCACCUGGCGCUGAUUGCGUCGGUGGGGGAACCGCCCUACGGGCGUCAGGCACUGGCGACGGUGCGCAGCGCCCUGUACUUUGCGAAGACGCGGAAGUUGCACUUUCACAUCUUCGUUGACAACAUUGGCAUGGCUGACAUGGAAGCUGCGAUGCGAGAUCACCUGGAACCAUGGCUGAGGGCACGGAUCAGCAAGGUGGAUUACUACGGCGGGGCAACUAUGAAGGAGGUGUGGCCCGUGGUGAAACGUCACGUCCCUGCGAGUUGCAUGGCCCACAGUCGCGAGUACGGCUUUCCUGGCUGGAUGCGACUCUUUCCACACGAGGUGAACUGGAAAUGGCAAAUUGAGCACCUCAUCUGGGUGGAUGCUGGGGAUUUCAUCUUCUUCGCCGACCCGGCCUUGCUGCUGGAGCAGCACAAGGAACAGGUGAAGCGAAGCAACGUGGUGGCCACCUACUCCAAGAAUCAGCCUUGGCCCUUGCAAGUCUUCUCCCUACAACGGAUGAAGGAAGUGGGCUGGACCACCAUGGUGGGCCGUUUUAUCGGUUCCGAAUGGAAGACUAAUCGCUCCGGGGAUCAUGGUCACCUCUGCUUCAUGGCGGAAGGCAUUUUCAUGACGUUGAUCGGCCGCUACUUUCCCCAACACUUUGGCAGCGUUGCGGAUGAAUGGGCGCACGAGCCACGGCUGCCGUUCUUCAACGGGGUCCUGCAGCAGCCGGAGCGCACCGGCGGCUUCCGCGACAGCCCCAGCGUAUGGAGCCGCCGGGAGCAUCCGGGCUUGAUUGAUCCAACUCGGGCCUUUAUCUUUUGUCCAAGCUACGGUGAAUUCUGGGCCCACGCAGUGGCAACCAUGCACUAUCCCUUCUUUAUGGUGGAAGCCGCACAAGUCUUCGAGCGAGCCCGACUGGAGAUCUCGUACAUGCUAAUGGAGGGCAAGUACGACGAGUCGCCCAACUAUGGGACCCAGGAUCUGCGAUGUGGUCGACCUGUUCUCGGAAUGCACCUGAUUCGACAGUUUCAUGGUCAUAUACCCUGGAGCAUCCGCUUAUUGGAUUUCUGGAGUAAUGCCACGGCACUUUGGGGCAAGCGCUUUCGAAACCUCGGAAAGGAGGAACCCAGCGAGCAGAGAGCCCUGCCCGUGGGUGCGCACGAGGUCAUUUGAGAUCAGCAGUACGACCACCUCAAACGGCACCAACGACGCGUGUUGCACCAGCCCUCACGGCACACGCAGCGCUCGCAGCGCUCGUGGUGACGGCGCUCGUGGAGAAGUGGCGAAACGGCGACGGGAAUGGCGGUGCUGAGACUGCGCAUCAAAAAAA
Messenger RNA from Cladocopium goreaui, 2194 nucleotides. Lineage: Eukaryota; Dinophyceae; Suessiales; Symbiodiniaceae. The record is from the annotation of a GenBank genome assembly.